CUGUUGCAAGAUGGCGGACGCGGACCUGUGACCGAGGCAUCUAGCUGUGGACAUCUAUGCUCUCCUGUGUUCCUCCAAUGAGCAGCUCUUCCUGUCAACACCGGAUGUUCAUGCUGAAGAUAUAUCUGACUCUUUACCGAUAAUAUAUGUGUAAUGUAAAUAUUUGCGCCAUGACGACAGAUUCAGACGCGACAGGAAGAGUUUAGAGGAACUAAAUCUUAACUAAAGGUUUAAUGUCAUGGGUGCCGUGUUGACACGGAGCGCCGCUUCACACUGACGAUGAGCCCGCAGAAGAAGAUGAAGAAGAGGAAGGAGCUGGACGCCCUAAUCGGCCUGAGCGACGGCCGGAGGAAGAGCAAGAGCAGCGGACACCGCCUGCUGCGGACCGAGCCGCCCGAGUCCGGUUCCGCUUCCGGUACCGAGCCCGAGUCCGGCUCCGAGGAGCGGAGCUUCAGCGGCCCGAGCGGCCUGUUCACCCGGAGUCCGCUGCGCUGCUGCUCGCUCUGUUACCCGCUGUGUGUGUUCGUGGUUCUGGCGGCGUGUGUCACGGCCUGCGCUGGACUCAUCUGGAUGCAGAUCGCCCUCAAAGAGGACCUGGACUCCAUGAAGGAGAAGAUCCACAUCAUGGAGAGCAGUCAGAAGCUCUCAUCACACGAGAUCCUGAAGCUCAGCGAGGACCUGAAGAACAAACAGAUGAAGCUGGACGAGCUGGAGAGCGGAGACCGGGGCCUGGUCAAACUCUGGUCCAACCUGAGCGAGAUCAGUCUGAAGCUCAGUGCUCUGGAUUCAGCUGUCAAUCAUCUGAAGACCAACAUCAAAUCUGCUUCUGAUCUGAUCGCACUGCCCCGGACGAUAGAGGAGCUGCAGAAGAGCGUGGCCUCCAUCGGCAGCACCGUCACCAGCGUCCAGCACGAUGUCUCCAUGAUUCAGUCAGUCGUGGAAGAGAGAAGGAGAGAAGAUCAGUUGAAGGCCAAUGAAGAGAAACCCGUGAACAGCAGCUGUGUGACGCUGAAGCAGGACCUGCAGCAUCUUCAGGAGGACGUGAAGGAGAUGAACAGCUCUCUGCUGCUCCAUCAGUCGUGGUCGAGUGACCAGAUCCAGAGCGUGAGGUUUGUGCUGUCCAACCUGAGCAGAUGGGUGUCAGCACUGGACCAGAGCUCCUCCGAGGAGACGCCUCCUCCGUCCGUCCGUCCGCUCCAGACUCUCCAGACCGCUGCAGACGCCGCUGGAGCUGGUUCCUCAGCCGCUCGCCGGCCCAGGUUUCUGUCCCGCAGACGUUACAGACGAGGACCGAUGUCCUCCCGCAGCACCGAGGCCGAGUCUGAGAGAGAUGAGGAGCAGCGUCUGCUGAAGGAGUUGGGCUCCGAUCCGGACCGGGCCUCGCUGGGGGUCAGUCCUGAGGAACAGCCUCUCGGUCACUGAUUCACUGGCGGUUUACAGACUGACCUCACCGUCACGAAUCAGCUCAGUCUGACCAAGAGCCGUAACCCGCCGGACUAACACACAAUCACAGCAGCGCUCCGCUGUUUAAUGAUCAGACGCUUCAUCUCAGGUAAGAGUGAAUCUCUCCCGUCAGAACAGGCCCUGAAUCAGAGGAAGUGUGUCUUACCUGAAGGAAAUGAAGCCCGUCUGAGAUGCUGUGAAUCGUGACCUUGUUUUAAUCCAGUUUUAGCCUGAAUCUCAUUACUGUAAUGACACAAAUCAACCGUGCUCGUGUUUCUCGUACUGAUUUAGAUUAAUCUGUUCUACAGAAUACAGUGAACUGUUAUAUUACUGUCACGAGACUCACCUGUUAAAAUAGAAACUACAAACACAAACCCAUCAGAAUCAUAAAUCUGGAUGCAUUAAAUUCACAAAAAACUGAGCAGCUCAAUGUGUUUAUUUGGCAUCUACUGACGUCUCUCAUGACUUCUUAGGCUUCCCAUGAUUCUUGAAGCGUGACCUGAUCUCACGAGAUUCACUCUUACAUAUUUAAAUAUUUAUCUGUCUCAAGAAUGAUUGUGAAGUGUGUAUGAACCGAGGGAAAAUAAGACCGUGCUGAACUACAUAACUGUCAGAUCUAGCAAUAAUGUGAUCCAUUCUGCUUUUAGUAAAUACGAGAAUAUAAUGCAGUGCACCUCUCUUUUAUCAGAUUUAGUUUUUAAUUUCAGGUGAUGUUUGAGGGUAACUGUGGCCUGUAGAUGAUCAUGAGGAUGGACUGUGUAUAUAUAUCUAUUUCUGGGUCGAGCGAGGGUGUGAAGGAAAUCAUGGUGUCUCAAACUUUACUGUCACUUCCUGAAACCAGAUAAACACUGUACAUAUUGAACUGGACACUUGUGUGUAUGAAACUAGGAAGAUGUGUGAUCAGGGCAAAUCUACUUGUUUUGCAUGUUCUCUUUAAUGUAACAUGAAUAAAAGCUCAUUUAUUAAA
Messenger RNA from Carassius gibelio (silver crucian carp), 2410 nucleotides. Its product is annotated as EF-hand calcium-binding domain-containing protein 14. Lineage: Eukaryota; Metazoa; Chordata; Actinopteri; Cypriniformes; Cyprinidae. The transcript has 10 exons. The record is from RefSeq and is a predicted model, not a curated record. Bases 280 to 1422 code for a protein of 380 amino acids.